AUGCAAUCGGGGCCUUGCAUCGAACCGUGUGUCAAUCCUCCAACGCAGGAGGUGCAGAUAGAAGAGCAAAUCGUGGAGGUACCCACAGUGCUGUACCAAGAGAAAGUGGUGGAGGUGCCCAAAAUACAGGAGACGAUCCUUCUGAAGCAAGUCCCGCGCGUUGAGGUGCAGGAAGUGACGAAAGAAGUGGCGAGACCAGUCUACGAGGUGAUCGAGAAGACUGUUGAGGUGCCACAUAUCCUAGUACACGAGCGUAUCGAGGAGGUUCCAAAAGUGGAGUAUGUGAACUUGGUGAAGCAGAUCCCCAAAACGCAGGUGCGAGAGGUGCCAAAGCAGGUUGGUGUGCCAGUCUACCAAUGCCGAGAACGGGUGGUCGAGGUUCCAACUGCCAUGGUUGCUGAGCAGAUGGUCGAGGUGCCGCAAGUUCACGUGGAGGAGCUUGUGAAAGAAGUACCCCGACCGGAGGUACAAGUUGUGGCAAAACCUGUGGAGAAGCCAGUCAAUGAGUAUGUCGAGAGGAUUGUGGAGGUCCCUCAUACAACGAUCCAGGAGUGCAUUGUCGAGGUGCCCAAGGUUGAGGUACAUGAGCUGGUGAAGCAGGUCCCGCGGCACGAGGUCCAAGUGGUCGAUAAGCAGGUCGAAAAGGUGGAAAUCCAAUAUGUCGAGAAGGUAGUGGAGGUUCCACAAAUCAUCUACGAGGAAAAGAUCGUGGAAGUGCCCACUGUUGAAGUACGCGAGGUGAUCAAGCAGGUUUCAAAGCCGGAGGUGAAGUACAUCGAGAAGCGGGUUCCCAAAAAGAUCGUCAAGUACGUGGAGAAGGUUGUGGAGGUUCCUCAGGUCAUCUACGAGGAACGAGCCAUCGAAGUUCCUGAAGUCAUCAAUGUGGAAGCAGUAACACAGGUGCCUCGGCCCCACAUCCAGUAUGUCAAGAAGGAGGUGCCGAAGGUUGUUCUACAGCCGCAGGAGAAGAUCAUCGAGGUGCCUGUGACCUUAACGCAGGAGCGCCCGGUCGAAGUGCCCCAGGUGCAGAUUGCGGAGUUGAUGAUUCAGGUGCCCAAGCCAGAAGUGGAAAUGGUGGACAAAGAGGUGCCGAAAGUGAUCUUGCAGCCAGAAGAAAGAAUUGUCGAAGUUCCCCAGGUUUUCUACGAGGAGCGAUUGCGGCACGUGCCACAAGUGCAGAUAGCUCAAGCUGUGAAGGAGGUGCCGAGCUACCAGAAGCAGGUGGUGCAGAAGCAAGUGCCAAAGAUAGUGGAGACCAAGGUGGUCGAGAAGGUUGUUCCUGUGCCCGUGAACCUGGUUCGGGAGACUGCUGUGGAGGUGCCCAAGGUGGUGCAGCACGAGGUGAUUCGGCAGAAAGCAUCGGGCGCCAUGCAGCAGAGAAUCAUCCAGACAGGUUGGCAGUACCAGCGCUCCGCAACAAAGGAGGAAGUCGUCGCAGGAACUGCAGAAGCUGAACACGGAGGCAUUUAUGAAGCCCCCGUUGCUUCUGUCCGUCAGAUUGCCCUUCCCAGCAACGAGGUGGAGGUGUCUGCUGUCAUCACGGAGCACUCGGUGUCUCACGAAGCUCCAGUGGUGACAACAGUCAACCUCGCCCCUACAUAUCAGCAGGAAACAACCUUCCAGCGCACAACGCUGCAGGAGCCAAUCCAGGGCCAGACCGGCUGGGGAAUGUGUCAGACGAUGGGCCAGGCACUGGUUCAGCCGAUGGGUGCUUACCAGACUCAGGUGGUGGGCACAACGGGCCGUUACCAGGGCCAGGCCGCCACCCAGGCUGCCCAGGCUGCCCAGGCCGCCCAGGCCGCCCAGGCCGCCCAGGCCGCUCAGGCCGCCCAGGCCUCCCAGGCCACGCAGGUCGCCCAAGCUGGCCUGGCUGUUGCCUCGGCGCGAGUGGCACCGGGAUACCUUCAGCUUCCAGGCGCUUGGCAGGAGGUGCGGCUACUGGAGGCUGGUGGCGCGGGUGGCGCCGGUGGCGCCGGUUGUGCCGGUGGCGCCGGUAGCGCCGGUGGUGCUGCGUACCUGGGCGCAGCCUUUGGUACUGCGGUGCCUGGAGCCGGGACCGUUCUUGGAUCACGCGAUGUGGCAGCUCUUCAAACGCAAGUUCAGACACAGGACUUGUCGGGGAUAAGCACCGGGAGAACUUCACGGUCACUCGAAACCAUUUCCUGCGCCAACUGUGGAAAUGUCUACAUGUCGGACUCCCACUUCUGCCGGAAAUGUGGCUUGCCAAGACCUGGUCACUCGACGGACCUCCAGGCUCUGAGAGCCCGUCAACUUGAGUCGGGUUGUUCACAGAUGGGGAUGAUGGGGCUUAGAUGGUUUUUGCAUGCAGCAUUCGUAGCACGCAUCGAAGAGCACACUGGCAUAUGUGGCUUUCUGCAUUCUGCACACCAGAAAGUAAAGAUCGACCAGUGGAUUCACGCGGUUGCGAAAGAAACUUGCAGCAGAUCAUGA
Molecule: messenger RNA, 2451 nt
Organism: Symbiodinium natans
Lineage: Eukaryota; Dinophyceae; Suessiales; Symbiodiniaceae
Source: the annotation of a GenBank genome assembly